Marchantia polymorpha subsp. ruderalis is the source of this 1486-nucleotide messenger RNA. NCBI's taxonomy places the organism in Eukaryota, Viridiplantae, Streptophyta, Marchantiopsida, Marchantiales, Marchantiaceae. The record is from the annotation of a GenBank genome assembly.
GCGGCGAUUUGCUCGAAAUUUGUUCGUCUUCCCCCCUCGUGGUGCAAGGGUGAACUUCGGGGUUAAAGCGGCAGCGAGGAGUCGUUGCCCGCCUUGCUCGAGAAAUCUCGACUUGGCCCCUAAUUUUGGGUGUCGCUGAGCAUUGUCGAAUCUGUGAAUUGACAGAUUCUGCGCGUCAAUCACAUACAGCUCGAAAUUGGAAGCUGAGAGUUUCCGUCGGCCAUUCGUAGAGGAGAAAGAUGGGUUUCAAGGGUACCAAAUUGGAGAAGAAGCAGAACUACGACAAGAAGUUGUGUGAUCUGCUCGAGCAGUACACUCAGGUGUUGGUCUGCGCUGCCGACAAUGUCGGCUCCACGCAGCUGCAGGGAAUCAGGAAGGGUCUCAGGCCCGACUCCGUGGUACUCAUGGGGAAGAACACUAUGAUGAAGCGUUCUAUCCGACUCCAUGCUGAGAAGACAGGAAAUGACGCCUACCUCAACCUGAUGACCCUUCUUGUGGGAAAUGUUGGUUUGAUUUUCACCAAGGGAGACCUGAAGGAAGUUAGUGAGGAAGUGGCCAAGUACAAGGUCGGAGCACCUGCUCGUGUGGGUCUCGUCGCCCCCAUCGAUGUCGUGGUUCCCCCUGGCAACACCGGUCUUGACCCGUCUCAAACAUCUUUCUUCCAGGUCUUGAACAUUCCAACCAAGAUUAACAAGGGUACCGUCGAGAUCGUUGCCCCGGUUGAGCUUAUCCACAAGGGAGAGAAGGUGGGAUCGUCCGAGGCCGCCCUGCUGUCGAAGCUUGGAAUCAGACCUUUCUCAUACGGUCUGGUGGUGCAGUCCGUGUACGACAACGGAUCAGUGUUCAGCCCUGAGGUUCUGGACCUGACAGAGGACGAUCUGUGCGCGAGGUUCGCUGCCGGAGUGUCGAAUGUGGCCGCUCUGUCGUUGGGCAUCAGCUACCCGACUCUGGCCGCCGCUCCCCACAUGUUCGCCAACGCGUACAAGAACGUGGUGGCUGUGGCUUUGGCAACGGAGUACUCCUUCCCUCAAGCCGAGAAGGUCAAGGAGUACCUUGCGGAUCCAAGCAAGUUCGCAGCUGCCGCACCCGCUGCCGCCGCAGCAGUGUCAUCUGGAUCUGCUGCCCCUGCCGCUGCCAAGGUCGAAGAGAAGGCUGCGGAGCCCGAGGAGGAGUCUGACGACGACAUGGGUUUUGGUCUUUUCGACUGAGAUCAUUUGAAUCCACGAUCCAUUUAGCAGUUAACUCAUUGGCCUGAUGCGCUUACUUGUAACGUCGCCUUCUUUAACCUGAAGCCCGCACAAUUUUGCGGUGAGGUUCGCUACGUGUAUAGACUGGAGCCAGAUUUUAGCUCGAAUGGAUUCAGAUGUGCCGCAUUGGAUGAUGAAUGGAGUGAUUGAAGUGGUUGUCCACGUCUUUCUUGCUUUGUUGAUAUGGUGAAGAGUUAUGAUGGACUGAAUGUGACUACUGUCGCGAGGGGAAGAGUUAA